AUGAUAUGGCCGAAAUCGGGGUUUCAAAAUGUGCAGGUGCUAGCUUGGACGGGUGUUGCCCUUCAAGCCAUACUCGGGACUCUGUACUUCACCAAGUGCGCCCUGUACCCAAAGAAGGUGAGGAAGGAGUGGUGCCACCCCAUCAAGCACAACCUGUUUGCGGUCCCUUUCAUCAGCUUCAUCAUCAUGUCCUUCCUGGCCACCAGAUGGUCCAGCGUCAGCGGAGACCUGGCCCGGGCGUUAUUUUGGAUCGGCAGCGCUCCUCUCAACGCUCUUGCUCUUUACACCGUCGCCAGCUGGAUCGCCAUCCGCCGCGACCAAGAGUUCGUCAACCCCACGUGGAUCCUUAUGCCCGUGGGAAACCUGGUGGGAGCCAUGGCCGCCAGGGUAGUUGACGGGGACUACGUGGAGUGGGGCUGGUACCUGUUUGGGGUUGGCGCCUUGCUGUGGCUCGCGCUGUGGCCAAUUACCUUCUUCAUGUCUAUCGACAACCACCACAGCGAUCCCAACCGCCGCAACUUCUACGGUAUUUGGGUGGCACCUCCGGCAGUUGCGAUGAUGGCCUAUUCUAACCUUAGCGGUCUCAGCUCCAUCGACAACGUACAGCGCAUCUUGUUCUACGCUUCACUUUCGAUGGCCAUUGUCCUGGCAAUGUCCACGUGGCCUUUGAACUUCUUCGUGGGGGGAAAGUUCGACAUGUCCUUGUUCGCCUUCGCCUUCCCCCUCGACGUGCUCGCCUCCGCCGCCAUUACCGUGUACGGCUAUACCCAGACCGACACCAUGCAGGCAAGGAUAGGAAAAUACCUCCCGCAGGGACUCUGGGUCAUCAGCAUCGUGGCGAUUACAGUUGCCUCCAUGGUCAACGCCGUGAACGUGCUCCUGCUGCUGGGGGCGGUUAAGGGCAAACACGUCUUUACGCCGGAGGCUAAGUUUUCUCCGAUGUCCUUCACGAAGCUCACGCACGAGGCGUUCCGCGAAGCUCUGCCGAGGUUGGAAAAGCUGGCGGCCCAGGUCAAACCGGGCGCGGCGGGCGCCUCUAAGCUCAGGGAGGUUGCCUCCGCUUGGGAGGCCAUAUCGAAAGCCCACGACGUCCACUCCAGGCACGAGGACGAGGUCAUCUUCCCGACCCUCGAGACGUACUUCCCCGGCCAGGUGGGUGAGACCAGCACCGUCGGUGACGACCACAAGGAACACGAGGAGCUGAUCCACGCUGUAGAGUCGGGUUUGAACUCUCUGCUCGGCAGUGACGGCCUGGGGAAGAAGAAUGAAGCAAUAUCUGCCAACCUCCUGGACAAGCUGAAGGCCAACAUCAGGAAAUUCGGAAAGGAAGUGCGCGAACACAUGGACAACGAGGAGCACUUUUACUCCACUCCCGUGACCCGCAAGGAUCUGGCCCGCAGGAGCUGGGAUGUCACCCCCAACCCGGAGAUGUCGGAGUUCCUGCGCUGGGUUAUGUCCUCGCUACGAAUUCGGGGCCAGAGGACAAAGUUCCUGAAAACCUGGGUUUGGGCAAUGCCGGAACGCGCUCAGCUCGUGGGUUUGAUGGUGUAUCGCGUCGUGGAUGACGUCACGUGGGUUCAGCUGGCCUACGAUUUGCCCGAAAUCGUGCCACGCGGCCUGCCCGGGUACAGCCGCAGCUUCUAAGUGGCGGUGUUGGCGAUAGC
Molecule: messenger RNA, 1664 nt
Organism: Ectocarpus sp. CCAP 1310/34
Lineage: Eukaryota; Phaeophyceae; Ectocarpales; Ectocarpaceae
Source: the annotation of a GenBank genome assembly